AGCGUUCUUUCUAUAAUGCCUUCGGACUCUGAAAGCAGUAGUUCUCUCAGCAGUACGGGCACAACCGGCAAGGCCUCGGCGUCGCCCCCUCCUGCCCCCGUGGAGGUGAGGCAGAUGAACGAAAAAGUGGAGACCAUCCUGUUUCAGCUUCGCCAAGUGACCCGCGAGCGGGAUGACCUGCGCAAACGCCUCGCCCUCUCCUCCCCGGGGUCAACCUUUGAUGAUUGCAGGCCUAACCCCAAACCAAACCACGAUUAUGAAAGACUGAAGAUACAGUGUAUGAAGGCAAUGUCAGAUCUACAGUCACUACAGAACCAACACACCAAGACGCUAAUCAGAUGUGAAGAAGCUGCCAAGGAAGCUGAUUUCUACCAUAUGUUACACAGCCGCCUGCUGGGCGACCAGUCCCAGCUGAAGGAAGACAUGGACGCCUUGAAGAGGAAGAACAGCCAGUUUGUGCGGGAGCACAAUCACCUCCAGCAAUUGUGUGAGGAAAUGAAGAGGCAUCACGAGGAGGACCAGAAGGAAAUAACAAACUUACGCAGCCAACAGCAGCAGGUUAUGAAGCAGAAUGGGUCAUCAGAGAUCUUGAAUAAACUCUACGAUACAGCCAUGGAUAAGCUAGAAGUUGUGAAGAAGGACUACGAUGCACUAAGAAAGCGGUACAAUGAAAAAAUAGCCAGUCACAAUAGUGAUCUGAGCCGAUUAGAGCAGAUCGAAGAAGAAAACAAAUGUCUCCAGAAACAGAUGGACAUGUUGAUGAAGCAGCGGGACACAGCCAUCCACUUCCAGCAGCAAUGUUCUACUUCUCUGAGAAGGAGCUUUGAACGGGUCCAACGUCUGCUCAGUGAGCUGAAUUCCGCUCUGGUGGAGCGAGACCGAGCCAUCUGCGAAAGGAAUGAGCUUCUGGAAAAAUAUUGCCAUGAAGUGAAGGAUAAGGCUGAGGCCCAGAAGGAGCUGGACCAGGCAUGUAAGGAUAUUGAGACCGUGAAAGAAGAGAGGGAUGUAGCCAGGAAGGAGAGGACGGAAGCCAUUAUCCAGAGGGACCACCUACUACGAGAAUACUACCAAGCACGCCAGAUACAAGAUUCAGCCACGCUGGAUGUAGAAAGGGCGAACAAAGAAAUAGAAAUCCUUCGGAAGCAGUACGAGGCCAUGUCGCAGGAGUUAAAAGAAGCGACGCAAGAAGCGGAAGUUGCCAAAUGCAGACGGGACUGGGCUUUCCAGGAGCGGGACAAGAUCGUUGCCGAACGAGAGAGCAUACGAACUUUGUGCGAUAACCUGAGACGGGAAAGGGACCGCGCCGUGAGCGACUUGGCGGAGGCCCUCCGCAACCUGGACGACAUGAGAAAGCAAAAGAACGACGCCGGACGCGAAUUGAAGGAACUGAAAGAGAAGAUGGAGAAUCAGCUGGAGAAAGAGGCACGGUUUCGGCAGCUGAUGGCUCACAGUUCCCACGAUUCCGCCAUUGACACAGAUUCAAUGGAGUGGGAAACGGAAGUAGUAGAGUUCGAGAAAGACAGGGAAGACAUGGAUUUGAAGGCUCUCGGUUUCGAUGUGGCCGAAGGAGUGAACGAACCUUAUCUUCCUGGAGACUGCGGGAUAUUUGUCACCAAAGUCGACAAAGGAAGCAUUGCAGACGGCCGAUUGAGGGUGAACGACUGGCUCCUGAAGAUAAACGACGUGGAUCUUACCAACAAGGACAAAAAACAAGUCAUAAAAGCAGUCCUCAACGGCGGAGGAGUUAUCAAUAUGGUGGUCCGGCGAAGGAAGUCCUUGGGAGGGAAGAUUGUAACCCCGCUACACAUCAGCCUUUCGGGCCACAAAGAUAGCGGAAUUGGUUUAGAAAAUGGCGUCUUUGUGGCCACCAUCACGACGGGCAGUCCAGCGGCCAAGGAUGGGUCCCUCACUGUGGGAGACAGGAUCAUUGCGAUAAAUGGAAUUGCACUAGAUAAUAAAUCACUGACGGAAUGCGAAGCUUUGCUGCGAAAUUGCCGGGAGUCUCUUACGCUUUCGUUGAUGAAGGUUUAUCCUCAGAGCUCGUGUUCCUCUUGGAGUGGCCAAAACAUAUUUGAAAACCUUAAGGAUCCGGAGAAGAUCUCCAACGGCAGGACUCACCCGUCAGACGUACAGGUUCAAAAUAAAAGGAACUUAAAACACAACAGUUCAACCCAGACCGAUAUUUUCAGCCCGGACAUAAUGGAUGUCAAGAAGGAUCAGAGCGAUCAAGAGAACGGCUUGUACUGCAGUCUGAAAACGUUUUCCAGUAGCGUUUUACAUACUGACUCCCACCGGAACACGGUCCACGAGUGCCACAGUAAUUCGGAACACAGCCUCGGAUCCUUCGGUCCCGAUGGGUACGGGGACCCAAGUUACGGGAUAGUGAACCUGGAUAACCAGAGGCUCUCCUUUGAACCCACAGUCGCAGACUGCCUUGUGCUUGAGAGCGCCUUAGACAAAGGACCGGGCGGGAAACACAGCGGUGGCACCUGGCCCAAAGUGCUGGUCAACUUAGGUCCGGCCGAAACGGAAAAAUUCUCCGUGUACAAAAAGCCCAAACAAAGGAAAUCCAUCUUUGACCCGGACACUUUCAAAAGACCCUUGACGCCUCCCAAGAUGGAUUAUCUGUCUCCCAAUCCGAUGUUGGGACCGUCAGCCCAGCCUUCCAAAGCAGAAGCCGUCUCCACUCCGCCCACACCUCCAACUAGAAGCGAUUCUAUUAAAUUUAAACACAAACAGCAGGCCAGCUCUACCUCGGAGCCUACGGUGACGACGGGAUCCCCCCCUCCUAGUCCAGCGACAGUCCAGCCCCCGCUUUCCAUUGAACAGAAGCCCGACUCCUGUGUUCUCAAGGGGCGAGGGAGACCCUCAGGACAAUACUACAGGGAGGAGGCAGGAGACCCUGGACACUUGCCUUCAAGAAAACCCUGUGAAGAGGACCUUGGCUUUCAAAGAGCGGAAGAGCCUGAAAUUAAAAGACCGAGGCCCAAAUCUGCUCCCGCCUUCAGGCAUAAACUAAACCCCGUGCCCAUCCCUAAUCCAUCUCGGCAGGUACAGAAAUACAUUCCAGCGAGUGAAGAGUUCCUGUCUCCAGAGACACAAGAAUGGCCGACAUAUUCACCCAAACGGGCGAGUCGUCACAGCGAUGGUUUCGUGUCGGCCUGUUUAUACUCCGGAAGCUUGUCAGGAGCUACCCUACUGCAGAGGUUACUCUAUAUAACUUCUCUUUGCUCUAUAGGUACCGUCCCAAGAAACAUUGCGCCGUGUUCUGCUGUGACAGCAGUGAUGAGAAAUCCCAUUUACACAGCCUGGAGCCAUAGAAUUGCCACCACCAACUGCUCAUCUGCAACCAAUCAAUACUGCCACCAACACCUGCAUCCCAGUGCUCAGCACCAGGGACAUCUGAGUUUGGAUCUGAGUCACAAGCACUCCAGUGAGUGCUCCGAAAAUACGCGCUCAAGAUCGUCCCAUGGUUCAAAUUCAUUGCCUUCUAGCGCAAGACUGGGCUCCUCCAGCAAUUUACAGUAUAGAACAGAACGAAUAAAGAUACCUUUGACACCACGGUACCCAAGGUCCAUCAUUGGUUCUGACAGAGGUUCUUUGUCUCAUUCUGAAUGUAGCAGCCCCAGCUUGGUAACCCCACCCCAGUCGCCGCUUAACUUGGAGACCUCAUCUUUUGCCAGUAGCCAAUCACAAAAUUCUCUUUCCACCUUGCCCAGGAUUUCAGUGAGCCCGGUCUCUAUGGGGCAACGUCGAAAAGACAAACUCUACAUGGAAGAACCCCGUCAUGUCAAAGUGCAAAAGGGCGUCGAACCUCUGGGGAUCUCCAUUGUCUGCGGGGAAAAUGGUGGGAUUUUCGUGUCGAAAGUAACCGGUGGCAGCAUCGCCCAUCAGGCCGGGCUUGAAUAUGGCGAUCAGUUGUUAGAGUUUAAUGGAAUCAACUUGCGAAACGCUACGGAACAACAAGCUCGGCUGAUCAUUGGGCAGCAGUGCGACACCAUAACUAUUUUGGCACAGUACAAUCCCCACAUGUUCCAGCUGGGCAAUCAUUCACGAUCAAGCUCCCGCCUGGAACCAGUGAGUAGCAAUUCCCCUCCACAAGGCAGUGGAGGCCCAACUCCGGACAGCCAUUCCAUAAUUGAUACUGUGAGCGAACAAGAUGAAGGGACCAUGACCCCUCCCUCCAAGGAGACCACUUCCAGGAGUUCUGCUGACACUAUUAAAAGGACACCUGAACCCAGAACGGUGAACAUCAAGAAACCUCAGGCGGAGGUCGGAAUCCAAAUCAGUGGUGGGAACGUGCAUGGAAUAUUUGUCUCUGAUCUAGAAGAUGACAGCCCAGCCAAAGGACCUGAAGGCCUGAUGCCAGGAGAUCUAAUAGUGGAGUACGGAUCCGUUGACAUGCGAAAUAAAACAGCAGAGGAAGCUUACCUUGAAAUGCUCAAACCGGGGGACACGAUCAGAAUAAAAGCUCAGUAUAGAAUUGAGGAAUUCAACAGGAUCAAAGAUUUACCUGGAGAUGGUUUCUAUGUCAGGGCCCUCUAUGACCGACUGGCAGAAGUCAAGCAGGACUUGAGUUUCAAAAAAGAUGACAUUUUGUACGUUGAUGACACUCUGCCCCAAGGGAACUUCGGCUGUUGGAUGGCUUGGCAGCUGGAUGAAAACGCUCAGAAGCUGGAAAGAGGACAGAUCCCCAGCAAAUACAUAAUGGAGCAGGAAUUCUACCGGAGACACAGCAUGUCCGAGGCCAAAGACGAGAGCAGUUCCUCAAAGACCUCGUCGGCUGCGGCUCGUAGGUCCUUCUUCAGAAGGAAACACAAACACAAGCGCAGCGGGUCCAAAGACGGCAAAGAUCUGCUGGCCCUCGACACCAUCAGCAACGACUCCAUCCCUUUCCUGGAUGAUGCUGUCAGCCUGGCAUAUCAACGAGUCCAAAAGGUAGACUGCACAUCUCCUAGACCGGUGCUUAUCCUUGGGCCGUUACUUGAUGCUGUGAAAGAUAUGUUGGUCAAAGAAUCACCAGAGAAAUUUUGCAGAUGUCCUCUUGAGGUGAUGAAAGCUUCGCAACAAGCCAUUGAACGGGGCGUGAAAGACUGUCUGUUCAUAGAUUAUAAACGGAGGAGUGGACAUUUUGACGUGACAACCGUGGCUUCCAUAAAGGAGAUAACCGAGAAGGACUGUCACUGUCUCCUGGACAUCGCACCUCACGCCAUUGAGCGGCUGCACAGCAUUCACAUCUACCCAAUAGUCAUCUUCGUUCGCUACAAAAAUGCCAAGCAGAUCAAGGAGCAAAAAGAUCCUGUCUUCUUGAAAGACAAGGUGACACAGAAACAUUCCAAAGAACAAUUUGAGACGGCUCAGAAGAUAGAACAGGAAUACAGCAAGUAUUUCACAGGCAUUGUCCAAGGAGGACCACUUCCAGCCAUUUGCACUCAAAUCCUGACCACGGUGGAUCAAGAGCAGAACAAAGUCCUGUGGAUCCCUGCUGGCCCCCAAUAGACGGACGCUGUGAAAAUAAAA
Messenger RNA from Protobothrops mucrosquamatus (brown spotted pit viper), 5520 nucleotides. RefSeq names its product discs large MAGUK scaffold protein 5 (gene DLG5). Gene Ontology annotation, molecular function: protein binding. The record is from RefSeq and is a predicted model, not a curated record. The coding region runs from base 16 to 5499 and encodes 1827 amino acids. NCBI's taxonomy places the organism in Eukaryota, Metazoa, Chordata, Lepidosauria, Squamata, Viperidae. The transcript has 33 exons.